CAAAAACCAAAGGAAAUAACGAAUCUGGCAGCAACAAAUCAGAUCAAGUUCAAUGGCGACCCCCUCUUUCCUCUCCAGCUUCAAAUACUCGGACAGUCUCACAGUCGUCGGAAUCUCAAUCUGCACCGCCGUAAUCUGCGAGGCCAUCUCAUGGGUCCUCAUCUACCGCACCAACUCCUACAAGUCCCUCCGCUCAUCCAUCGACAAAGCCGCCAAGAAGCUCGAGACCAUGAAGACCGAAUCCACCGCCAAAAUCACCAAAAAGUCCAAAACCAAGAAGAUCGAUCGCGUCGAGACCAGCCUCAAGGAGUCCAGCCGCGACCUCUCCCUCUUCAAGUUCAAGUCCGGCGCCGUCGUAGCCCUCGUUCUCUUCGUCGUCUUCGGCCUUCUCAACUCGCUGUUUGAAGGGAAGGCCGUGGCGAAAUUACCCUUUAAGCCCUUCGGGCUGGUGAUGAAGAUGAGCCACAGAGGCCUGCAGGGGGACGACGCGACGGAUUGUUCGAUGGCGUUUUUGUACUUUCUGUGCUCGAUUAGUAUUCGGACCAAUUUGCAGAAGUUCUUGGGCUUCUCGCCGCCCCGAGGCGCCAGUGCCGGGUUGUUCCCCAUGCCCGACCCGAAGACCAAUUGAUGAUGGAUCCAAUGGGAAGCUGGUUUGCUCUGACUUUUUAGCUUUGUUGUUUUGAUUUUCAAGCGACGAUUUUCGAUAUGGGACUUUGUUAGUCAAUAGCCUGCUAUAUGUGAGAAGUUCAGUUUGCUGAAUUUUGCAAGUUUAGUUAAGAUGUGAACAUUAUUUAAAGAUGCAUAAUGUGCUGCCUGCUACAGUGAUUGGGACUUUGUUGAUGUGGUAAUGCUUUUGCUAGACUAAAGAUAUGAUUGGUUACCUUACUUUGUUAAAUGUGUUGGUGAAAU
Argentina anserina (silverweed cinquefoil) is the source of this 909-nucleotide messenger RNA. RefSeq lists its product as uncharacterized. Gene Ontology annotation, molecular function: calcium channel activity. Bases 53 to 628 code for a protein of 191 amino acids. Gene Ontology annotation, cellular component: endoplasmic reticulum membrane; cytoplasm. Gene Ontology annotation, biological process: endoplasmic reticulum calcium ion homeostasis. Lineage: Eukaryota; Viridiplantae; Streptophyta; Magnoliopsida; Rosales; Rosaceae. The transcript has a single exon. The record is from RefSeq and is a predicted model, not a curated record.